CUUCAUAAAAUCAGGUAAAAAUAAAAUUAUUGAUUAACUAAACCAUGUGAAGGAUGACAGAUGUGCAAAUAUUUAAGCUAGUAAACUGCAUUUAUGACGGCUGCAAAUGAAAUGACAGAGUGGGAGAAGGAGGGAUCCAGCUGAGAUGAUCUGAACGCUGAAGGCUGAGAGGGCAAAAGCAGAAGUUCUUUCCAAUCACUGUAUUUUGUUAAAAAGUAAAAAAAAAAAAAAAUGUGGAGGCAGGUUCUUGUAGCUUUAUGUCUGUCACUGUGGAUCUGUUCCUCUGACCUGACCUUGGCUGAGGAUCCAUACUUGAUCAGGGCUUACCAGCUGAUGUCUGAGACCCCACUCAUCGACGGCCAUAACGAUCUGCCUUGGCAACUUCGAAUGCAGUUCAACAAUCAGCUCAACAAAGUUAAUCUUGACACACUGGAAACAACACACACCAACAUUCCUAAGAUUAAAGAGGGGCGGCUCGGUGCACAGUUCUGGGCGGCAUAUGUUCCCUGUGAAACUCAGUACAAAGAUGCGGUCAGACAAACGCUGGAGCAGAUAGAUGUGGUUCACAGGAUGUGUGAGAAGUAUCCAGACACCUUCAAGUUCGUCACCACGAGCCAAGGCAUCAUGGACGCCUUCAAGGAAAAUAAAACAGCCAGCCUGAUUGGGGUGGAGGGAGGCCACUCCAUUGAUAGCAGCCUGGGUACCCUGCGCACCAUGUACCAGCUGGGGGUCCGCUACCUCACCCUGACACACUCCUGCAACACACCCUGGGCAGAUAACUGGCGUGUGGAUGAUGGAUCAGACCCGGUUCAGAGCGGCGGCCUGUCACCUUUUGGAAAGCAACUGAUAGUUGAGAUGAACCGUCUGGGGAUGCUGAUCGACCUCGCUCACGUGCCGGUGUCUGUGAUGAAACAGACCCUCUCCCUGUCUGUUGCCCCGGUCAUCUUCAGUCACUCCUCUGCAUACGCGGUGUGCCGGCACAGCCGGAACGUUCCGGACGAGGUUCUUCUCAAAGUGAAAGAGAAGAAAGGAAUCGUGAUGGUGAACUUCUACAAUGAUUACGUGACCUGCAGCCAGAAAGCCAAUAUCUCAGACGUUGCCGAUCACUUUGACCACAUUAAAAAAGUGGGAGGAGCUGAGAUUAUUGGCUUUGGUGGAGAUUAUGAUGGAGUCCCCAGAACACCAGAGGGUCUGGAGGAUGUGUCCAAAGUGCCAAAUCUGGUGGCUGAGCUGCUGAGGAGAGGCUGGACUGACGAGGAAGUCAAAGCUGCUCUUGGAAACAACCUGCUCCGGGUCAUGAGCGAGGUUGAGAGGGUCCGUGAUAACAUGACGAGCCGGGCGCCGGAUGACGUGCCCAUCCCGUAUUCUGAGGUGGAGAACCCCUGCAGGACGAGCUUCGGUUACACAGAUGCUGGAGCUGCUCAUUCAGUCAGCACAGCAGCCCUUCUGCUCCCACUGGCUCUGCACAUUUCCAUGUUUACCAAUUAACACGCUCAUCAGAGCUGAUUAGCCUGAGAUGUUCAAAUACAAAAAUCCUUGAACUUU
Messenger RNA from Oryzias latipes (Japanese medaka), 1545 nucleotides. It is a transcript of the gene dpep1, whose product is annotated as dipeptidase 1. NCBI's taxonomy places the organism in Eukaryota, Metazoa, Chordata, Actinopteri, Beloniformes, Adrianichthyidae. Gene Ontology annotation, biological process: proteolysis. The record is from RefSeq and is a predicted model, not a curated record. Gene Ontology annotation, molecular function: metallodipeptidase activity.